Molecule: messenger RNA, 837 nt
Organism: Thelazia callipaeda (thelaziosis nematode)
Lineage: Eukaryota; Metazoa; Nematoda; Chromadorea; Rhabditida; Thelaziidae
Source: the annotation of a GenBank genome assembly
AUGCCUACACCUCAAUUACUGAAACGUGAUUGGCAACGUGAUCACGUGUAUCUGAUUCAAUUUCCUCGAGCUGGUUGUAUUCCAAGUUUAUCAAUGUUUUGUCUCAAAUUAGAAACAUGGCUGAGAAUAACGAAAAUUCCUUAUACGAAUAUUAGCAAUGAUUUUACCAAGUUUUCUUACAAAAAGCAAAUUCCAUUCAUUGAACUCAAUGGGCGACAGAUACCUGACAGUAACUUCUGCAUCGAUCAUCUCACUCAAGUUUUUAAAAUUGAUAUGGAUGAACGAUUGAAUGCUAUGGAAAAAGCACAUGCUCGAGCUUUUUCAUAUCUAUUAGAGGAGUCUAUUCGAUGGAUUAUAGUGCAUAAUCGUGGGAAAAAUAACAAAUUCAUGGCAAGAGAAGAAGGCUUUAUUAAACAUUUUAGAGGUGCUAAAAAAGCUCUUUUUCAGUACAUCUUCGUGGAGCAGUUCAGAAAAAAGAUUUGGAAAGUAUGUUAUGCGCAAGGCAUUGGAAGGCAUAGCACUGAUGAAGUUGAACAAAUAGCAAAAAAAGACCUGACAGCGUUAUCGGUUUUUCUAGAUGACAAAAAAUUUUUUUUCGGUUCAACACCUACAACUUUAGAUGCGACAGCUUUUGGUCAUUUGGCUCAAAUAUAUUAUGCUCCAAUGAUAAGUAAUUGUUUACAAAAAUAUAUGGAAAAAAAUACUCCAAAUUUGGUAGAAUUUCUUAAACGUAUGCGUGAAUGCUACUGGAAUGAUUGGGACGAAGCCUGUAAAUUACUCACUUUGAAUACUCAAAAUUUUGCUUCUAAUCGUGGAAAUGGUGAAGAACCAUCAUGA